UAAAACCAUGAACAAGUCAACGUGUCCUUCCUCACCGCGUUAUUGUCUUGUCCAUCCACUCAAACGGUGGCUAGUUCACGCUGCCACGAUUAGUACCGUUUGUGAUUAGAAAGAACAGCAAAGGUCCCGUCCUCAAUCGUGUUGCGCCUCAUAGACAUUGCUGACGAUGCACUCCUGAUACAUGAACAGCGUGACAGUGACAGCGUGGCGCAAGUGAGAUUUCGUGGUGGUGCACUUGCUUCGUUACGUGCGUGCGUGCGUGCGUGUCUGCGAUUGUGACCGUAAGUGAAAGCCGGUUUACGAGCAGAAAAAUAGAACGACAACUGUGUUGCUUUUCUUCGUUGUCAUCCCCUGCACAAGGACGUCAUCAGGUGGUCGUCCUCAUGGUAGUAAUGUGCUGCAGUUGGGCCUGAAGGAGUUCACAAACACCAACAUGCGGUCCUUAACUCAACCCAGUUAUUAUUACAACUGAUGGUGAUAGAAAUUGGUGCUUACUUUUAUCGGGAGUCAGAAGGCGUUCGAGGAAGACGUGUUUGCAUGUGGUUCGACUAGAAAAGUUGUGUCUAGCUACGUUAAAAAUCUGCGUCAAACGAUUGUUCAGACAAAGUUACGACAGACAACGCAUGCAACCGUGCAAAAUGGCACUUAGUGAGGAGAAACACCAAAGUUUAACGUACUCAAUUGACGCAAUUCUCGGUCUCAGUAGACGACAACAGCAAACACUGCAGCAAAAGCAUCAACAAAAGCUUCAACCGUACGAAAAUCAAGACGGUACUGGUGAUAUGCAACAUUCAAGCAUGCAUCUACGUGCCGCGGGUAUCGAUCAAUUGCGUAAAUCACCCCUGUCUUCACCGCGGACAUCCGUAUCGGAAGAGGACGACGACCCGCUACGACCCCCAUCGAAAAAACACCGCCGAAACAGAACUACAUUUACUACAUAUCAACUGCACGAGCUCGAACGUGCCUUCGAGAAAUCGCAUUAUCCCGAUGUGUACUCAAGGGAAGAACUUGCACUCAAGGUUAAUCUGCCAGAGGUCCGCGUUCAGGUAUGGUUUCAAAACCGCCGGGCUAAAUGGCGUCGCCAAGAAAAAAUGGAGUCGUCCUGUGGAGGAUCCGACGGUAAAUGUGGCUUCCUUCGUAUACUGCCGACCCAAAGUUACCCGACGCUCGGUUCGCCUGAAUGGGCUGCCGCGACAGCCAGGCAUCGUGCAGGACUUUCUGCACAACCACAUUUAUCAGCAGCAGGUGUCGUUUCAGGAAUUGUACCAGCUAUAAGGGCUGACACGUCUCAUCCAUUGCUUGCGCCCGUUACCCCGGCCACACCAGUCUUUCAUAGAACGUACUUGAAUCAACAUCAAUUUACAUCGCUUUUGUUGACUCCUCAGACUUCGAAUCCUUCUGCUGUUCCACUGAAUCUUAGUAAAGAACUAGCAAUAUCUCCAAACUCAAGCUCGAAGCUAGGAAAAUCGCCAAAUCCGGCCCUGGACAUUAAAAUUGAAGUCGAAGAUCCGGUCGAUGUUGAGGGCGACGGUGGGCCAUCGGUCGAGUUGAGCCUAGGCCAGCCAGAGAAGAGUUGUCAUACAAGUUCAUAGGGGAAUGACAAUUUUGCCCGAAACAUUCAUAGUUUGUGCUGACGCUAAAAGUGGCGAUCUUAUCUCGUAGCACAGAAAUUAGUAAAGUGACACCAAAAGUGCUUCGCCUGUAGAUAAACAAAAAAUCAUCCCUAAACAAAGAACACGAUCAUCGGCGCAACCUGAUUGCUGCUUUCCAAAAAAAGAAAUCAGCUUUCCGUUUAUAUAGAUGCUCGCAUGUUGUUCUAAACACGAUAUGGCGAACUGUGCCGAAAUAACUCACAACCAAUUUGUGUGAAUAUAAGUGCAAUAUCAUUGCCAUGAACAA
Messenger RNA from Varroa destructor (honeybee mite), 1899 nucleotides. Its product is annotated as retinal homeobox protein Rax-like. Gene Ontology annotation, molecular function: RNA polymerase II cis-regulatory region sequence-specific DNA binding; DNA-binding transcription factor activity, RNA polymerase II-specific. The record is from RefSeq and is a predicted model, not a curated record. Gene Ontology annotation, biological process: positive regulation of transcription by RNA polymerase II. NCBI's taxonomy places the organism in Eukaryota, Metazoa, Arthropoda, Arachnida, Mesostigmata, Varroidae.